AUGGAACAUACUCAACUGAAGGAGAACGUAGACAUGCUGAGGCUGGAGAACAAAAAUCGGAGAGAAGAUUGGGUCCUGCUGAAGCACCACUUGGAAGCAUUUAAAUUGAUCUGUGAGGAUCAAGAGGAAGAGACCAGUGACCUCCAAACCCAGCAACAACAGGUAGGGCAGGAAUUUGAAAAAUUGGAGGGAAGCUUGCAGGUCCUGCUGAAGCAGAAGGAGAAGAUCACCCAGGAAAAGGACUUGGCAGAAAAGCUGCAGCAUCACUUUGAGGUCUUCCAAAUGUCAGAGAAACUGAUACAUGAGCUGGAACAGGCCACAGCCCAGGAUGAUAUCCUGCUUCAAAAGGAGAUGUUAAACCAGGAGCCACCUUCUGAGCCCAAUCUCCAGGAAAUUCUGGAUUAUGAUGCACUUUCUCCCUAUUAUUUUAUUUCCUGUGUGUGA
Onychomys torridus (southern grasshopper mouse) is the source of this 444-nucleotide messenger RNA. Its product is annotated as cytoplasmic polyadenylation element-binding protein-like. The transcript is spliced from 3 exons. Bases 1 to 444 code for a protein of 147 amino acids. NCBI's taxonomy places the organism in Eukaryota, Metazoa, Chordata, Mammalia, Rodentia, Cricetidae. The record is from RefSeq and is a predicted model, not a curated record.